Euleptes europaea (tarantolino) is the source of this 945-nucleotide messenger RNA. Its product is annotated as taste receptor type 2 member 9-like. The transcript has a single exon. Gene Ontology annotation, molecular function: bitter taste receptor activity; G protein-coupled receptor activity. The coding region runs from base 1 to 945 and encodes 314 amino acids. The record is from RefSeq and is a predicted model, not a curated record. Lineage: Eukaryota; Metazoa; Chordata; Lepidosauria; Squamata; Sphaerodactylidae. Gene Ontology annotation, cellular component: membrane. Gene Ontology annotation, biological process: detection of chemical stimulus involved in sensory perception of bitter taste; G protein-coupled receptor signaling pathway; sensory perception of taste.
AUGGCAGUGAUGGACAGAAAUAUGUUGUCCCCGCUGGGUAUCUUUUUUCUGGUCAUUUUCGGGAUUGAGUCCAUUGUUUCUAUCUUGGGGAACGGAUUCAUCAUAGUUGUGAACUGCUGCAGCUGGCUCCAAAGCCAGAAGAUACUCCUUUGUGAUUUCCUACUUAUCACUCUGAGCCUCUCCAGAUUCCUUUGGCAGUGGAUUACCAUGAGCAGUCAAUUUGUAUAUUUAGGCUAUCCGGAGACAUACAUACAUAGUAAAAAGCAGCAGGCAUUAACCAUCUGCUGGGCUUAUUUGAACACCGCCAGCCUCUGGUGUGCCACCUGGCUCAAUGUCUUCUACUGUGUGAAGGUGACCAACUUUCCUCAUCCUCUCUUUGCAUGGCUGAAGCUAAGAAUUGGGGCGUUGGUGCCCAGAUGCCUUGGAAUAUCUCUCCUGGCUUUCAUGAUAUGCUCUAUAUAUCCUGCCAUGAGGGCUUUUGAAGAUGAAAAAUGCUGCAAUCUCACGGGAAACCUGCCGGACGACACCAGACAAAGUGAGGCUCAUGACCACAACCCUUUUCGUUUUUUAGAUCUUCUCCAGCUGUAUUCUGCUGCCAUCAGUUUUAACAUCUGCUUGACAGCAUCCAGUGUUUUGCUUCUCUCUCUGUGGAGGCACACGAAGAACCUGAAGAAGAGUGGCCUCAGCACCAAGGACCUCAGCACUCAGGCCCACCUCAACGUCAUGAAGCCUUUGCUUCUCUUGCUCAUCUUCUAUGUUAUACAUUUUGCCGCCAUGAUCAUUUCCCUCACUCGUUUUUUCAAGUAUGGCAAGCUUGAGUGGCUGAUUUCUGAUAUAUUCCUGUCUUCGUAUCCUUCGGCACACUCGAUCAUCUUGAUAUUCACCAAUCCCAAGCUGAGAAAAGUGUGUACCCGUGUUCUAAGCCUCAGAAGAAGUCCCUCGUGA